Messenger RNA from Cercopithifilaria johnstoni, 3096 nucleotides. NCBI's taxonomy places the organism in Eukaryota, Metazoa, Nematoda, Chromadorea, Rhabditida, Onchocercidae. The record is from the annotation of a GenBank genome assembly.
AUGUUGUCUACAUCGAAGUAUUCGAAAGAUGUACAGUGGCAGUCGUUGCAGCGAUUAAAACGCGAGAGAUCUGCCGAUGUAUCCCAAGUCUUGAAAUGCGUAGUUCCACAUGAAGUCACCAAAGUGUUGACCACCGUAUCAUCAUCAACUUUAUCGCCAGAUGCUAAAAGAUCGCGUCUACAUUCCGGCUGCAGCACUCAAUUAGAAAAACUGGGAUUGAAACUAUCUGGUAGGAUUCCACAUGUAGUGUUGGAAGAGUGCUUGAAAUAUACAGAAAAUAGCGAUAAAUUGGGGAUAUUUUCACGCUUGCGAGAAUUCUUCGGAGAACAUUUGUUUGUUCUCAAUGCUGAUUCACAGAUAUAUUGCGCAAAACUUUUGAUUCAAAUAGCAAUAGCUUCAAGAGUUGUGGCUGUGACUAAUACUUGCUUACUUUACGCACUUCAUAUCUGCAAAUCAGCUGAUAUAAAGCAAAAUAUAUGGGCCGAAAUCGUGAUAUCGUUGGCUGAUGAUAAGGAUAAGAAGGAAAUAAGCCUAUUUCAUCGACCUGCUACGUAUGCUUCCCUGUUAGCUCUUUUUGAGUGGGCACUAUCGGAAGGCUUAAGAAUAGAUCAAUAUAUGCAGCAAAUGAUUUGUAUGGCUGAGGAGAGUAUGCGCUCAACCGAUCAAAACAAUCGCAUUGCUGCUGUCAAUUUUUUUGUGACAUGUCUGUUAAAAGGUAAGGAGCUGUGCUCGAUACAGGAAUUUUUGUGGCUCGAAAAACUUUUAUCAAAAAUGGCAGAAGAUCGUGAUUCAAGAGUGCGAAUAGCCGCAGUAAAAGGUCUUUCAACGAUGGCUGCCAGUGGCCGUUUACUCAGUUUUUCUAUUUAUCAACAAGUGAAAAAUUUGUGUGGAAACUCGUCAAAAAUAGUUCGAACGGAAGCAUUAUAUAUCCUGAAAAUAUUCGCAGACCACCGUCCCGAAACAGAAAUCGUUGGUCGAAACGGUGCAAAAUUGCGAUUAGUGGACGAUGCAUUUGCCGCUGUUUGCCAUGCAAUAAAUGAUGUUGAGGUCACUGUUCGUGCUGUUGCUGCCCGACUUUUGGGUGAUUUUAAACAAGUUUCUGAUUCUUUUUUGGAUCAAACGCUUGACAAGAAACUGUUAAAUGCUAUGAGGAUGUCAAAAACACGCGAUGGUGCUUCAAAAAAACCGCAAGCAUAUGGAUCACGAUGUCGACGCUCACAAGCAACAAGUGAAUGGUCAACGGGGAAGAAACUAGGAGAAGAUGUUCCAGUGGAAAGAUUUGAUGAAGAACAAACUAGCAUCAUUUCUUCUGGAGCUUGUGGUGCUUUCGUAACGGCGUUGGAAGAUGAAUUUAUGAUUGUCCGACAGGCUGGUGUUUAUUCUCUGGGCAAACUGGCCGCUGAUCGUCCAUUUUUAGCAGCUGCUGCUUUAGAUCAUUUAGCCGAUAUGUUUAACGAUGAGAUUGAGCAGGUACGUCUAGAUGCUGUACGCGCGUUGACACCACUAGUUGUCCAUGGCAUAUUACAGAAAGAGCAGCUCGACACCAUAUUAACCGUUCUCGAUGAUGCUUUUCCGGACAGUAGGGAAGCUUUGCGUGUAUUACUGUCAAGAUCAACGUUAGGUACUCCUGAUUGCCUUCGAUAUGUUGUCAAAGCACUACUUAACUGUAUGAGAAGAUUCCCGAUUGAUCGUCAAUCAAUUUUCAAAUGUAUGAGUGAUCUUGGCCGUCGUCAUGCAACAUUCGUACAACUCUUGUCUGAUGAAUUGCUUGAAUUGCAUCCUGUCUUCGAUAUUACAGAGCCAGCAGUUGACGAUCAAUUCUAUUUGGCCAAGCUCAUAUUAAUACUAAAUGCGGCAAGUGCUCAUGAUCCCGUAUGUUCGUUAUUGCCAGCAUUUGCGGUGCGUCAUUAUAAAUUUCUGCGCUGCUCAAUGCCGCUUUUAGUACCUAUGAUCGAGGCAUUUUCGGAUGAUGGUGCUUCCGGCACAAACAAUCUUUCUAUCAACAAAAAAUUAGCAGAAGCUGGGGAACGAACUCGUGCCCUCCUUGAACGUACAUAUGAAAUGAUGCAAGAAGCUUCUCAGUCCAGAUCUUAUCAACAGCGAAUGAUUGAAAAAAGGCUUUUACUCAACGAUAUGAAUGCAUUAUGUGAAGGAGAUGAGGGAGUAGCCGGUACAGCGCAGUUUUUGUCUUGCUUGUUAAAAAUCCUUAUGCAGUGCGAACUCAGUGUUAAAAUCCUUUCCUGCGAUGGUGAUUUACAAACUGCGCUCAACGCUAUUGAUGAGGGCCUCAAACUUUUGGAGCGUGCUGACAAUGACUUCUCAUCUGUGGAUAACGUAAUGUUAGCAAUGCUCGAAGAAUUUCAUUUCCAGCUUUCAAUUUUGCGCCUAGCAGCGUUGUUUGAUAUAAAACCUCCAGCUUACACAAAUGCAGCACAGCUCAUAGAAGCGGAAGUGAUUCGAUUUAAAGAACGAUGUCGAUCAUUGGCAGUAUCUCCAAGUGAAUCCAUGGCUGAAGUAUUAAUUGGUAUUGAAAGGAUUUUUGUAACAACGCAAGCGAAGAAAUUCAUUAGUGGUUCAAGCCUGACUGCUUUGUUCCAGUCUCAUGCAGUUCCGCUACAGAAAAAAUUUGCAUCGCUUGGCAGCAUUUCUAUUAAAUGGGCUCAGAUUGUUGAGCCAUCAGAAACCCCCAGUGAGCCAAUACGUUUUGUCGUUGGAUUACCGCUUGGAAUUUCAAUAAAUAUUCUGUUACAUAAUUUUAGCAAAAAGGACAUUUUUCGAUUCAGAAUAAAGACGGACUAUCCGGACCGAAGUUCGAUCCUAUUUUGUCCACGAGAAAGUGAAUUCAAAGAGAUUGCUGCACGUACUUAUCGUCUUCUUUGCAAAGUGCUAGUACAGGCAGAUAAUCUUUGGUCAGAUUCAGCUCGAGUUCGUUUUGGUUGUGUGCUGAAAUCUGAGCAGCUCACAGAUGUGACACCGCCAUUAGUAAGCGGCUUCAUCCGUUCAUCAUGCAUCCCAAUAGCCGAAUCACCGUUUUCAACUAAGCAAGCUACCAUGGAAAUCCCCAUACAACCUAUUCAAGCGAAAGCAAGUUGCUAA